This is a messenger RNA of Saprolegnia diclina VS20, 575 nucleotides long. RefSeq lists its product as hypothetical. NCBI's taxonomy places the organism in Eukaryota, Oomycota, Saprolegniomycetes, Saprolegniales, Saprolegniaceae. The coding region runs from base 38 to 391 and encodes 117 amino acids. The record is from RefSeq and is a predicted model, not a curated record. The transcript has 3 exons.
GUCAAAUUGCGAGCGACAAGCAACAGCACGAGACACGAUGAUGAUCGCCGACGACGAAGAGGUCCUGCUUACGCCCCGCGCCCCGCGGAGACAGCGACGAGUCGCCCUUCGGAAGCUGCGCUACUUCUGGGGCCUUGAUGACCGCAAGCCGUUCACCGUCCCGUCCAUGGACAGCCUCUUGGAGCGUACGCGACGCAACGCCGUGGCCUUUUUCGCUGGCUACAUGUUUGUCCUUGUCUGCUUCCUCAUCGCAGUCCUCGCUGUCGGUGGCUCGCUCUGGUUUGCAGCAUGGGCCGUCAGCAGCUCGCUUUUGCACGCAGCCUGCCGCAACACGAGUGCGCGAGAUGUAGAGGCCAGCGCAGCGCCCGAGUACGACAAACUGCCCCUCUGACCGUCCGAGGACCAUCGAUGACUCGUUUGUCGACACAGUAUCGGUCCAUCCUGGUGCCGAGCACCGAGGCAUGGACAGUCGCAAAGACUGUAAAUGGGUUAAAUAGAUGGUCUACAUUGCGUUAAAGGGGCCUUCGACCAAUGCGCAGAGCGGCAAUAGAGUGUGUCGUAUGGUACAGCGCUCA